AACCCCGUCCGACAAAGCCGUCUCGCAUUCGGGUGCGGUCCAGUGUAGUUCCUGCAGCACAGGAUAACUAUUUCUCGACGAAAAUAUUUACAAAGGGAUUUCGAAAACCCAAAAUGAGUGAACUAAAAUCUGGAGCUCCAAAUGAUAGGGACAAUAAUGAUAACAAGGGUAAUCCUAAACUUCAGGGCGACAACAAUGAAGCAAAGAACGAAGCUAACAAACCAGCAACAGUUGUAGACCCAGCUUUGGCAAGAUUCCAAAAACUUUGGAUUGAAAAUAUCCCAUGCAUAAUAGUAAACAAACCUGAUGGUACUGAGUACAGUAUCAAAUAUAAAUCUCAGAAACGAUUCCAAACAAGAAGGAUAAGACUGUCUCACUUGCCUCCACGCAUUCCUAAUGCUAUAAGAAUCUUGAUCACAACGGUCAAAUCGAAGAAGGUGCAUAAGAAAAAAACCUGCCUUCCUUACAAGAAAUUCAAAAAGAUGUAAAUUUACAUCUAUGUAUCCCAGUUCUGUAGUCAAAAUCUUGUCUUUUAUGCUUAUUAGUGUUUGACGGGUUUUCAAAUGUAGUACUUAUUAUUCUCUCAAGUAUUUUACAUUACAUUGUAAAUCUGUUUUAUUCAAUCUUUAUAGUUUAGAGCAAUUUCAUAUUAUAAUGU
Molecule: messenger RNA, 658 nt
Organism: Papilio xuthus (Asian swallowtail)
Lineage: Eukaryota; Metazoa; Arthropoda; Insecta; Lepidoptera; Papilionidae
Exons: 2
Coding region: 114-488 (124 amino acids)
Source: RefSeq, a predicted model, not a curated record